AUCGUAGGAGCAGCACCUGAAGGCAGCACAGGGAAGGAGUGUUUGGAGGAAGCUGAAUGUGGGCUCAGUCUGAGCUGGGAGCCAUGGAGGGCAGAGGAGGCCUGUCGGACGAGGCUGUGGCUGCUGCCUGCAAAGAGGGAGACCCCAUCACGAAGGACUACAUGAUGCAGCAGACGAUGCUGAGGGUCAAAGAUCCAGCAAGAUCUCUGGACUUUUACACUCGAAUCCUCGGCAUGACUUUGCUCCAGAAAAUCGACUUCUCUUCCAUGCGUUUCACCCUCUACUUCCUGGGUUACGAGGAAAAGUCGGACAUCCCGGCCGACAUUAAGGACAGGACGGCGUGGACCUUCUCUCGCCGAGCCACGCUGGAGCUCACGCAUAACUGGGGCUCCGAGUCUGAUGAAAGUCUGUCCUACCACAACGGGAACAACGAACCGCGAGGAUUUGGUCAUAUUGGUAUUGCUGUUCCUGAUGUCGAUGCUGCAUGCAAGUUAUUUGAAGAACAAAAAGUGACGUUUGUCAAGAAGCCAGACUCAGGUAAAAUGAAGAAUCUGGCCUUCAUUCAGGACCCUGAUGGCUACUGGAUUGAGAUUUUAAGUCCUAACAACAUGUUCUCCUUACUGUCGCCUUGAAGCAGAGACACGCAGCAUUCAGGGUGUCCACGUGGGGUAACAAUGCUGAAACCAUAGAGACUCUUUUGUUUUCGUGACAAACCUUUGCUCCUGCUGGACAUCUGCUCUCUCAGAUCUGAAGGUCUGAGCUCCUUUUCCAAGAUAAACAAACUAAAAAUGUCAGAAAACAAA
This is a messenger RNA of Scatophagus argus, 803 nucleotides long. Its product is annotated as lactoylglutathione lyase-like. Gene Ontology annotation, molecular function: lactoylglutathione lyase activity; metal ion binding. The record is from RefSeq and is a predicted model, not a curated record. The coding region runs from base 57 to 632 and encodes 191 amino acids. NCBI's taxonomy places the organism in Eukaryota, Metazoa, Chordata, Actinopteri, Scatophagidae. The transcript is spliced from 6 exons.